Anoplophora glabripennis (Asian longhorned beetle) is the source of this 1734-nucleotide messenger RNA. RefSeq lists its product as uncharacterized. The record is from RefSeq and is a predicted model, not a curated record. The coding region runs from base 1 to 1734 and encodes 577 amino acids. Lineage: Eukaryota; Metazoa; Arthropoda; Insecta; Coleoptera; Cerambycidae. The transcript has a single exon.
AUGUUAGAUGCGGAAACAUUUACUUUACUUUCGAGAAAAGGAGUAUUUCCUUAUGACUAUAUAGACUGUGAGGAGAAAUUAAACGAAACAGAACUACCCGGCAUUGAUAAGUUUUAUAAUAAAAUAAACGAUAGUAACAUAUCUAAUGACGAUUAUGAACUUGCUAAGAGGGUCUGGGCUAAAUUUAAUAUAUCAACUUUAGGACAAUAUUCUGAUUUAUAUAUGAAAACGGACAUUUUACUUUUGGCAGAUGUCUUUGAACAUUUUAGACAAAAAUGUUUGAAUAUUUAUCAACUGGACCCAGCUAAUUACUAUACACUCCCCGGAUAUACGUGGGACUGUAUGUUAAAAUAUACUAAAAUCGAGCUGGAUUAUUUAAAAGACGUGGAUAUGUUGCUGUUUAUGGAUCGCGGCAUCAGAGGCGGCGUUAGUCAAUGCUGUAACCGCUAUGCUGAAGCAAACAACAAGUUUAUGUCUUCUUAUGACUACUCAAAGCCAUCAAAGUAUUUAAUGUACUUUGAUGUAAAUAACCUUUACGGUUGGGCUAUGAGCCAAUACCUUCCAUAUGGUGGGUUCGAGUGGGUAGAUCCCAACAUCGACGUAACGAUGGUAUCUGACACGUCGUCUGAAGGAUACAUCCUCGAAGUUGACUUGGAAUAUCCUGAACAUCUACACGAUGAGCAUAAAGAUUUACCUCUAUGCCCCGAACACCUCACACCUCCAAAUUCAAAAUUACCGAAACUUAUGACAACCUUGUAUCCAAAAUCACGCUAUAUAAUUCAUUAUCGUAAUUUAAAGCAGGCUUUAUCUCUUGGGGUUAAGCUCAUCAAAAUUCAUCGCGUAUUGAAAUUUAAGCAAGCCGACUGGUUGAAGGCCUACAUCGAGUUAAACACCAAACUCCGCGCCCAGUCUACCAACGAGUUUGAAAAAAAUUUAUAUAAACUAUUAAUAAACGCUAUUUUCGGUAAGACGAUGGAGAACAUAAGAAAGCAUCGCAUUAUCAAGUUAAAGAAUCAUUGGGAUGGGCAGUGGGGUGCAAAACAUUUUAUAGCUAGCCCAAAUUUCCAUAGUAGCAAAAUUUUUGGUGAAGACCUAGUAGCAAUUGAAUUAAACAAAUCGGAAAUUUGCUUCAACAAGCCCCUAUAUGUUGGCAUGUGUAUUUUGGACAUUUCAAAAACUUGUGUGUACGACUUCCACUACAAUUUCAUGUUAUCAAAAUUAGGUGAUGAGUGCAAAUUGCUUUAUACAGACACCGACAGUCUCAUAUAUCAAGUAACCUGCGAUAACGUUUACGAUCUUUUAAUUCAAAAUUUACACAAAUUUGAUACUUCAGAUUAUGAGCCUAAUAAUAAAUAUAAUAUACCUUUAGUUAAUAAAAAAGUACCAGGCUUAAUGAAGGAUGAAUGCUGUGGGGCAAUAAUGACGCAUUUUGUUGGGCUCCGUUCUAAAAUGUACAGCAUCUUAAUAGACGGCAAAUCUACUAUUAAAAAAUCUAAAGGAGUUAAAAAGAAUAUAGUUAAAAAUUCCAUCACAUUUGACGACUACAAAAACUGUUUAGAUAAUAAAACUGAACUCUAUCGCAAACAGAGAACCAUUCAGUCAACUUUACAUAACGUUUUCUCAGUAGAGCAAACAAAACUAGCUCUAAGUGCAGCUGAUGAUAAACGUUUUUUAUUAAACGAUACCCAUGACACAUUACCUUGGGGGCACUAUUCAAUAGACAGUAUGUUGUAA